CAUAUGAUUCUAUCCAACAAAUCUUAAGUUUUAAAAAUGUUCUGGUUUACUGACAGAGAAAAUUGUUUUGUGUGAAGAACCAAAGAAGGAUUGUCCAAAUAAAUGUGAUUUUGUUCAUACAAUUUUGUUUUUAACUCCUUUUUGCAUUGAAAAUGGAAAAAAAGUGAUUGUUGAGGAUUAAAAGACAGUUUUACUAGAGAUUGAUGCUUUGUUUGAAUCCACCCUGUGGCCUUUCUUUGCGUGUUCUCCCUGAGUCUCUGUGGGUUAUUGACUGUAGGCGUGAUUGUGGGAAUGGUUCUGUGUCUCUGUGUUAGCCCUGCGGCAGACGAGCGACCUGUCAAGGGACCCCACAUGCCUUCGAAUUGGAUAUGAGCAGAAUAAAAUGGAUGGAUGAACAGCCCUUCAAAAAUGAUCCACAAUUUUCCAACAUGUGCUUCAUGUGUUUCAGUAAAGAUUUAAACCAAACAGCUGAAAAACAAUUUUACUAACUGCUCUGAGAUUUUGACUGAAUUUCUGAGAAGUAGAUUGUAUUUUUUAAGUUGUGAGUUUAUUUUUGACCUAAAAUCUGACAUGAUUUUGAUAUUUCAUGGAGUCUUUCAUGUAUGAACAGGUCUUUUCUGUUUGUAAAGAUUUUGUAUUCAUUUCUAGAUUGAAUGUGCUUCAUAUCAUCUUUGACACAAGAUUCACACAAAUACUGUAAACUGUAAAUAUAAAAACCUUUAUAAUAGUUAAAUGCAUUUUCAUACAGCAGAUUUUAUGCUUGACCGUUUCUGGAAACUCCUGUUAACUACAUUUAUUAUGGACUUAUCAAGGUUUUUGAAAACAUUUUACAUAAUAUAUCAUUUACAACAUAACUGAUGUUAUUGGUGGAAUUCAUGUUUAAAAUUAAACAAGCAAAUCUGUAAAAAUUACUUUUUUACCUACUCUUUGUACCAGACACAAGGAAAUGUGACUGUCAAAAAUAACACAGGAGGUAACUAAACACAAAGGAAAAGUUAAGAAAAAAGAGAGUCUAAAAUAAGUAAUCUAAAGCAGAAUCCUAACUGAAAUAAGCGGAAAGUGUCAACCAAAAAUAAAUAUUAAAUAAUAAAAUUAUUUUAAAAAUCCACAAAUUGAAGAAACUCAAAACUUUUUUGGGCUUUGUGUUUUUGUGGGUUUUAUACUUUUGCUGACUUAACAGACUCUUUGACAAAGAUGAAAACAUGACUAUAAAUAUACAGAGGGCUGAUUAGGGAAUAGAAAACAGAAGAGGAGGAAAUAAAACCCAAAAGAAACGAGCAGAGGAAACUAUCAAUAAGAAAAAAGGAAAUGACCAAACAAGGAGAGAUGAAAGAAAGAUUCUAAAAAUUAAUGAACUAUUUCAGGAGGGAACAUGGCAGGAAAACAUCAUACAGACCUACACAGGGAGCGGGCAAAACGGAGAUUUGUUAUAAUGGUGGAAAACAAAAACACAGAAAUUGGAAAGUCACAGGAUCAAAAAUCAAAACCCCAAAUCACAAAACUGGAAAAUUAUAAAGUUGAAGACAGGAAUCAAAGACUUGAUGAUGUCUUAAAAUCACUAGCAGAAUAAUAAUAACUGAAAAAACAGUUUUAAAAAUAAAAGCUCAACUGUAUUAAGAAUGAAAAACCCUCAAACAACACAAAAGCCCAGACCGUGACUAAAAACCCUGAAUCCACGAAUCCAAAAACUUAAAAAAAAAAAAAAACCCCUCUACAACAGCACUGAAAUCAAAAGUCAUGAAUAAGGAACAAAACCCUGGGACCAUGACACCUUGAUCAAGCUGAUGAGCCGGCACAUUGAGGAGGAACCUUUAAGUGUCAUCGGAUUACUGAGUUAAAGCGAAAAACUCUGUUUUUCCUUCCCUGCAUUGAAAAGCGGUGCAGCUUCACAUUUUAAGACUCGCUUAAGGUCGGACUUUCCCUUUAAGUGAUUUAUGCAACAGCAUCUCCCGGUACCUCAGUCUACCUCAGUCAGCACCAUGGACAGCGACCCCGCCAGCUCUCUGGCCGCCUCCUGCGCACCCAGCGGGCCCCGAGGGGCAGGGCACGCUCCUUCAGUAACAACAACCGGCUAAUACAGCAAAUCUCCCAUCAUGUUACUGCGGCACUGACAGCUGAACCGUAGACAGCAGGAUGCGGGAGUUCCUGUAGAAACACCCUCGCGUAUUGUUUUUCGUUUCUUACGCACCGGGAAGGUACAGAUGCUCUUAUUUUGUCUUUCACCGAUCAGCCGGUCCCCGUCGGCUCAGCUCUAAAUGCCUCUAAACGACAGCAGAUGUGACGAGUCUCAUUUGAGGGUCGCUGUGGAGCAAAGGUGGUGAAAUCUCUCGCUCUUCCUCCUCCUCCACGCCCUGUCAUCACUACCAGUAGCUGCCCAGCAUCAUGUCUCCUCCAGCAUCGGCUGCGACAGCGAGUGAAAGCAGCACCACCACCGUUUUCGAGGAGGACACCAGAGAGGAGCAAAGACCGCUGAAGCAAUCUCUAAGCAAGUCCUUAUGUCGGGAGAGUUUCUGGAAAUGCCUACUCUUGUCCGUUCUCAUGUAUGGCUGCAUGGGAGCCAUGGUUUGGUGUCACAUCACCAAGGUGACCCGCCUGACCUUCGACAGUGACUUCAAAGGGAAUUCCAUGAUGUACCAUGACAGCCCCUGCUCUGAUGGCUACAUCUACAUCCCCUUGGCCCUGCUGGGCAUGCUCUAUUUAGUUUACCUAGUUGAGUGCUGGCACUGUCACGUGAAGAAUGAGCUGCAGCACAAAGUGGACGUGGAGGGCAUCUCCGAGCGUAUCCAGAGGAUGCAGCAGGCUAAGCCCUGCAUCUGGUGGAAGGCCAUCAGCUAUCACUAUGUGCGCCGAACUCGACAAGUCACGCGCUACCGCAACGGAGACGCCUACACGAGCACCCAGGUUUACCAUGAGCGUGUCAACACCCACGUGGCAGAAGCAGAAUUUGACUACAGCCACUGUGGUGUCAAAGAUGUUUCCAAACAGCUGCUGGGCUUGGAGAAGUCUGCGCUGACAAAGAUGCGCUUCACUAAGUGUUUCAGUUUUGCCAACGUGGAGUCAGAGAAUUCUUAUCUCACACAAAGGGCGAGGUUUUUCACCGACAAUGAGGGCCUGGAUGACUACAUGGAAGCAAGAGAGGGCAUGCAUCUGAAGAACAUUGACCUGAAGGAGUAUGUCUUGGUGCUCUGUGACCCGGAGCACCACCCUUGGUAUCUGUCCCAGUACGUCUUCUGGUUUGCCUCCUUCCUCACGUUCUCCUGGCCUCUCAGAGUCUUCACAGAGUAUCGCACUGCAUACGUCCACUAUCGUGUUGAAAAGCUCUUUGGCCACGAUUACCUCCCUGUGACCCCUUGUGAUGAUCGCCCUUAUUGGCGCCGUAUCCCUCGAGUUAACACCAUUGACAGUACAGAACUGGAGUGGCACAUUCGCUCCAACCAGCAGCUGGUUCCCAGUUACUCAGAGGCUGGCCUCAUGGACCUGGCCCAGUGCCCCUCUAGCUUCAGUGGGCUUCGUCAGAACUGCGAGCGCUGCCACAGAGCCAUGAGCUGCUCCUCAGUGUUCUCCCGAAGCGCCCUCAGCAUCUGCACCGGUGCCAGCUCCCGCAUCCCCUUCAGCAGCAGCCGCUUCUCCUUGGCCCGGCGCUAUGGCUCCCAGCGCAGCUGCUUCUGGAGGAGCGGCAGCCUGGACGACCAGGAGAGCCCCAGUGAAAAUACCCGCUGCCUAUCGGAACGCCUCACCACAGAUGACGAGGAGCCCCCGGACUACGAGGAUGCACUUUGUUACCCGGUGCUCAUCGUCCACUGCAGUGAGAACUGCCACAACCACAGAUCUUUCCACAGAAAUGGCUCCUGCGUGGAGACCUCUUUAUGAUAUGCAGUCACAGCGGCAUUUCUGUAGCACUUCAAAAACAGGGCGUAGUGGAUGCUGUAAGAAACAAUUGCCUGAAUCCUGAAUGUGUGAAUCACCAAAGCAAUAACAGAGGUCAGUGAGCGGAGAACAAAGUGGCAUCCCAUGAUAAGCUCACACACACAAACAAAUCAUAUCUGCUUGGCUUCCAGGAAAAACCAAGAAGACGCAGACUGUUACAAAGCACACCAUCGCUACAGCUUUUACAGUGCAUGUGAAACUAAGGCUGCAGAUACCUCAUAGGGACUUUCUCAGAGGUUUAACCAUCUCACCUUCAUUCAGUGAUUCAUUAUGGAGCAGCUUCUACAAAUUUAAUUUCUAACUACAGCAAUAACUGUGAAAACAAAUCUCAAGUGGAGGAUCGCCAGUUUGUGCUGGUGUACAUCCCAAAGUGGAAACCUCUGACUUCAAGUGACUAUUUAAAUCUUGGACGUUCUCACUCACUGUUAAACCAUAUCUGUAAAUUCUUUUUUAAUCAUCUGUUUGUUCCUACAUUACCCAGAAUGCCUUUUAUUAACUUCAGACAACAGGUAUAGGCUUAAUUUCAGCAGGCAGUGACCUAAGGAUGUUAGAAAGGGAGAGGCAUUUGUUCAGACUGAGAGAAGUUCAGACUCAUGCCCUCCUAACAGCCGGUCCUGUGGUUUUGUUGCAUCCUGGUGCAUCUCUGCUUCUUUUUCUUCUUCUUUAGUGGAUUUCUCUGUACUUGACUGUUUGGCGUUGGUGCUAUGUGGCAGCUCCAGACUGUUGUGGAUGUUGAGUGACUGACACACAAACAUGAUGUUUACAGUUGGUGCUUUUCUUCUAACCUCGGAUGUAAAUGUUGGAAUUAACAGUUUGGCCGUCUUGAAGAAAAUAAGAGCGAAAACAGAAUCAGGCGGACAUUUUUUUUUUUGCUUUAGUGGCUUUAACAUGCGAUUAAUUUGUCUUGACUGACCCAGAAAAUGAAAAAAUGUGGGCGCACUAACACUGUCUAGUCCUAUGAGCCUUUACCUUGACAGACUAAAACGCAUCAUGAAAACUCAAUCAAGCAUUACGCAUAAAAUGGGACUUUUCUGCUGCCUACUGCCAUGAUGAAACCUGCCGGCAACUGUGGUACAAAUACACAUCAUUACACCCAUCAUGUGGACAUAAAAGAUAGAGACUGGUUUAUUACAGUACAUGUGAGCAGGUGAGUGUGGAUUUAGCUGCAAAAAAAGAACAUAAGAUCAUCAAAUCCAUGCCUGAUUUUGCAUGAUUUCCUCCUGCUGAGACACUGUGGUAAAACCAUAUCCAUGAAUGUAAACCACCAGCAUAUACGAUAUACUCUGUACCAUUAUGUGUUGAUAGUAAAGGAAUAAUGCUCCAUUUUUCAUCUGUAAAAUGGUGAUCUCGCUGUCCAGCGUGUACUGAUAUGCCACCAUGUUACUGAAAGACUGUGAUGUUGUCAUCUGGAGGAUAUGUGACUCUUCUGAGUUUACAGUCAGUAUAUGCAAGGAUGUAAAUGCCCUUAUGUUUACACAUUAUACAAACUUUAUAAUACAUGCUUUUUUUAAAUAUAAAAAAUGUUGUAUUCAUUGUGGCACAAUACUUCUUGUUUCUAUGGAGGACCAAAACAGCCAAAAAUUUAAAAUAAAUAGUUUUUUAAAUAAAUUCAUAUGCCAUUAAAUGCCUCUCAAAUAGCAUAAUAACUUACUUUAAGCAUUAGUUGUGUUUUCUUUUUACCCAAAUGACUGUAUUGUUGUAUUCUCUUUUCAAAUUUCUUUCCACAUUUCUGCUUUCUGUUGCAAAUAAUUUGGCUAUCAAUCAAAAUCAGUCAUGAGGUGAACCUUUUGCCUUUUGUAAAUAAAUGUUUAAAUAAGUCUUAGUCACUAAAGAUUUAAAAUAGGUUAGCUAAGCCCUCUUAUGUGUACAAUGAAGCAGAAAUGCAUAAAGAAAUGUAAAAUCACAAAAUGAAUGUAUUUGAGGGAAAUAAACAUAUUAAUGCAUAAAUUAUUUUAAAAAAUAAAAUGUAAAAUUAACAUAGGCUCAAAUAAAAAUUAAUCAGUGUGAUAAAAAUUAAUAAUCAAAAAAUAUAAAAUUUAUUUUGUGGCAUUUAAUGGCAUAGUUAGCUAUUUACUGAAUAAAUAAUUUUUUUUUAUCAUCUUAAUCCUGUCAGUUUUGGCCCUCCAUACUUCAUACAUUGUUUUCAAUAAUGUAGUGACAUUCAUAUUAUUAUGCACUUGAUGGAAGUGACACUAUAGACAUUAUGAAUUGUAGUGGAGCUGAAUGUUGGUGUAAAUUACCUUAAAGUAAUAAUUAAGCUGAUGUGUUAUCAUAAAUGCUCAGACAUGGAACAAAAACAAGAGUCUUGUACAAAAAAAGUGUCAUAAAUGUCACUAUAACCAAAUGGGCUGUAUAAAUAACUUAAUUACUUUUCAGAAUAUGUAUUUCAACUUAUCUUAUGCUGGAAAAAUAAAAGUUGCAAUAAAUGUCUGGGUCACACCCAUGUACAGUUAAA
Messenger RNA from Oreochromis niloticus (Nile tilapia), 6382 nucleotides. RefSeq names its product transmembrane protein 151B. The record is from RefSeq and is a predicted model, not a curated record. Lineage: Eukaryota; Metazoa; Chordata; Actinopteri; Cichliformes; Cichlidae. The transcript has 3 exons. The coding region runs from base 2383 to 3870 and encodes 495 amino acids.